Molecule: messenger RNA, 1615 nt
Organism: Raphanus sativus (radish)
Lineage: Eukaryota; Viridiplantae; Streptophyta; Magnoliopsida; Brassicales; Brassicaceae
Product: DNA-binding protein BIN4
Exons: 13
Coding region: 291-1511 (406 amino acids)
Biological process (GO): chromosome organization; DNA endoreduplication
Cellular component (GO): nucleus; DNA topoisomerase type II (double strand cut, ATP-hydrolyzing) complex
Molecular function (GO): double-stranded DNA binding
Source: RefSeq, a predicted model, not a curated record
UCAUAUCCAUAAUUGGGCCUUGUACAAACACUAAGAAACCGGAACAAGCGGUUUGUGGCCAAUCUUCCCGCGUCUUUCACACACUUCAAUCUCGCCGGCGGCGGAAACUUCCGCUUCCUUCCUCCCUUCCCUCCGUCAAUCUAGAUCUCAUCUCCGUAUUUCAGCGUCCGUAGAAUCGAAACUUUUCAAAUUCGUCCUCUUCUUCUUCUUCUUCUUCUUCUUCUUCUUAAGACCUUGAAGUCGGAAGAAGCACGAAUUGGUGAAAACUUGAGCUCUGAAGGAAGUGAAUUAUGAGCAGCAGCUCCAGAGAGGGAUCUCCCGAUUGGCUUCGAUCUUUCCAGGCACCCACCACCACUUCAUUGUUAUCACUAUCUUCUUCAGAUGAUAGUCCUUGCAGGGAAUCUGAAACCAUUUCGUCUCUUCCUGUGACUGGUGACGGUGAUGCCGUCGUUACUAUUCUGGACAAAGAGUCCUCGGAGUCUCUGUCUAAGAAGGAUUCCAAAACGAAGUUGGUGACUAAGCAAGUGAGUAUCGAGCAGGUGUUCUCUAGGAGGAAGAAGAAAGUAGAUGCUAGUCUUGACCUUGAAGAGAAGGAGAGUGGAAAUGAAGUUGACGGUGAAGAGAACUCUAGCAAGCAGAAGGACGCUAAAGAAGGAGAUGAUUAUGUAUGGUUUGUCUCAUCUGAUUCUGAACCACCAUCUAGUGAACCAGUGAGUCAGCAAGUGACUAUGGCAACUGUAAAGGAUGAGGAUAUUGUUAUUCAACCUAAAGAGGGAGAACCUGCGGUUAAGAAGGCUCAAAAGAAAAAAUCUCCGAAGAAAAAGGCAAAUAGUGACCGCCAGUCACCCAAGAAAGAAGACAGUGCACAAGAAAUUUUGAAAACUGAAGAUAAAGAUACAGAUGCAACAGUAGCCGAAGAAGUAAAAAAGGAUAAGAAUGUCAAGCCUUCUUCUGGCUCAAGUUCAAGGUUGCCUUUGGUACUUUCUGAGAAGGUGAAUCGCACAAAGGUACUCGUUGAAUGUGAAGGGGAUUCUAUAGAUUUGAGUGGAGACAUGGGGGCUGUUGGGCGUGUGGUUGUGUCAGACACAACCGAGGACGUGUACUUGGACUUGAAAGGAACCAUAUACAAAUCAACAAUCGUUCCAUCCAGAACGUUUUGCAUUGUUAACGUUGGCCAGUCAGAGGCAAAGAUUGAAGCUAUUAUGAAUGAUUUCAUACAGCUAACGCCACAAUCUAAUGUAUAUGAAGCAGAAACAAUGAUGGAAGGCACUCUGGAGGGAUUCUCGUUCGAUUCAGACGAUGAAUCUAACAAAAACGGCAAGACGGCUUCAAAGCCAGCUGAUCAAAGUGGAAGUGCAGCGGAGGUAACCAACGCAAAUGGCAAAGGCAAAGCCAAAGCUAAAGGCGAAAAUGUAGUAGGGAAAAAGAGAGGAAGACCAACCAAAGAGAAGCAGCAACCAGCAAAGAAGGCUAGAAGCUCUGCUCCUAAGAAAACAAAACCCAAGAAAUGAGUUAUGAUUUUGAUUUAUCCCUUUAUUUGUUUUUUUUUUAACUUGUAAUUUUCUUUAUUCAGUUGAGACAAAACUAUAUACAUGAAAUAGACAAGUUUUACAUA